AUGUUACCUCAGAAGUGGGCUUCGGUGGUUCUGCUGCUGCAGCUCUGCAGUGCUGGCUGUGGAUUCUGUGGAAAGGUUCUGGUGUGGCCUGUUGACAUGAGCCACUGGCUUAAUAUAAAGAACAUUCUAGAGGAACUCGCAAAGAAAGGACAUGAGGUAACUGUGUUGACUCCUGCACAUACUAAGCUCAUUGACUACAAGAAACCUUCCCCACUGAACUUCGAAAUAUUGCAUUCAGAAUAUCAGAAAGAAUCAGUGGAGAAAGCACAUGAGAAAUUUCUGGACGUAAUUUUGAAUGUCUUGCCAAACUUAACACCCUGGCAAUCAACAAUAAAACUGAAUGAUGUUUUUCUUGAAAUAACUGAAAGUGUAAAAACCCUGUGUGAGAGUGCAGUCUACAAUCAGGCACUCAUGAAGAAGCUCCAGGAAAGAAACUACGAUGUAAUGGUUAUAGACCCUGUAAUGCCCUGUGGAGAGUUGGUGGCGGAAUUGCUUGGAGUCCCUUUUGUGCUCACAUUAAGAGUGUCUAUGGGAGGCAUGAAGGAGAAACACUGUGGGAAACUUCCAGCUCCACCUUCUUAUGUUCCUGUUCAGAUGGUGGGACUUACAGACCGAAUGACCUUUCUGGAAAGAGUAAAAAAUGUAAUGUUCUCUGUUCUCUUUGACUUCCGGAUCCGGGAUUAUGACAUUCAUUUUUGGGACCAAUUUUACAGUGAGGCAUUAGGAAGACCCACUACAUUAUGUGAGACUCUGGGGAAAGCUGAAAUUUGGUUAAUUAGGACAUAUUGGGAUUUUGAAUUUCCUCGCCCAUACCUACCUAAUUUUGAAUUUGUUGGAGGAUUGCACUGCAAACCUGCCAAACCUUUACCUAAGGAAAUAGAAGAAUUUGUCCAGAGCUCAGGCAAAGAUGGUAUUGUGGUGUUUUCUCUGGGUUCAGUGAUCCAAAAUCUCACAGAAGAAAAGGGCAAUCUUAUUGCCUCGGCCCUUGCCCAGAUUCCACAGAAGGUUUUAUGGAGAUACAAAGGAAAGAAACCAGCCACAUUAGGAGCCAAUACUCGGCUCUAUGAUUGGCUACCCCAGAAUGAUCUUCUUGGUCAUCCAAAAACCAAAGCUUUUAUCACUCAUGGUGGAAUAAAUGGGAUCUAUGAAGCUAUUUAUCAUGGGGUCCCUAUGGUGGGAGUUCCCAUGUUUGCUGAUCAGCCUGAUAACAUUGCUCACAUGAAGGCCAAAGGAGCGGCUGUGGAGGUGAACUUAUACACAAUGACAAGUGCAGAUUUGCUGCACGCCUUGAGAACAGUCAUUAACAAUUCUUCCUAUAAAGAGAAUGCUAUGAAGUUGUCAAGGAUUCACCAUGACCAGCCCAUGAGACCUCUAGAUCGAGCAGUCUUCUGGAUCGAGUUUGUCAUGCGCCACAAAGGAGCCAAACACCUGCGGCCAGCCUCCCAUGACCUCACCUGGUUCCAGUACCACUCUUUGGAUGUGAUUGGGUUCCUGCUGGCCUGUGCAGCAUCUGCUAUAUUCUUGAUCACAAAAUGUUGUUUAUUUUCUUGUCAAAAAUUUGGUAAAACAGGAAAGAAGAAAAAGAGGGAAUAG
Molecule: messenger RNA, 1593 nt
Organism: Miniopterus natalensis
Lineage: Eukaryota; Metazoa; Chordata; Mammalia; Chiroptera; Miniopteridae
Product: UDP-glucuronosyltransferase 2A3-like
Molecular function (GO): glucuronosyltransferase activity
Source: RefSeq, a predicted model, not a curated record